AUGGAUCAGAUCAGUGGACUGAACCAACACGCCCGCUCCUGCAGUACCAUCAUCCUCUCGAACUCCUCCUUGAAUACCACCCAGAAGCAACCAGCCACUGCCUCUCGCAAUGAUCUUUCAGGUGAAGACCACCUUUUUGCGAAAACGGAUUUGACCAACACCGUUGGCAUUAUCUUUAACGUCCUCUACUUCGGCGCUGUCCCACUUCAAAACACCCUAUCCUGCAAGAGGCAAACACCUGAAGCGCUGGCCCAACUGGUCGAAAGCUGCAUUCGCCGAGUUCGCAUUGCUCUAAUGCGUGAGCAGGGAUACGGUGAUCUACUGCAGGAUGAUUCGCCGCCCCAAAACAUUUCUCAGUUUAUGGGCGAGGCAAACACUGUAAGAGCGGUUGAAGUGGCCAUUGCCUCGGUCUCCACCAAACACUUUACGCUCAUCCUCAGCAGCGAUGCCUACAAAAUGCAGUUUGACAUUGAAAAGGUGUCGUACGCACGCUCAAAUUUAUCUGGGUUUUGCGCCGUGAUUGCCAAAAACAAAGACCAAAACCGAGUCUGCAUAGUCAUUAGAUCGGAGCACUGCUACGAUCUAGUUAAGGCGUUAAAUCAGGUCUUUGACAUGCAAGUUACUGCCCGAAAAAGUGUGCAUGUGAAAAAGGAGCAACCUGAAAAUGUGGUAGAAAAUGAACAAGUUCCUCAAGAGAAAGCCGACUCAAACAGUACCCUGAACAGCUGCACAGCUUCGUUGGAUGGCUCAGGAGAGAAGUACGCGCCCUGGUACCAUGGACCGCUUUCUCGAACCGAUGCUGAGAAGCUCAUCCUCAAGGACGGAGACUUUUUG
Messenger RNA from Rhagoletis zephyria (snowberry fruit fly), 834 nucleotides. The record is from RefSeq and is a predicted model, not a curated record. NCBI's taxonomy places the organism in Eukaryota, Metazoa, Arthropoda, Insecta, Diptera, Tephritidae.